GGCGCAGUUUCUGUGCUGUGUAAUAGUACUUCCGGUGUACGUUCCAGGGACAAUUUUGUGAAUUUAGUGACACCUAAAACGAGUUGAGUGAUCUCUGGACUAUUUAUUAAAGUGCAGCGGGUUCGCUGUAACUGAAGCCAAACAUGGAUAUCCCAAAUCCCCCCGAAGAUCAAGAACUGAAGAAUGUCAUUGACAAGCUGGCCCAGUUUGUCGCUCGGAACGGGCCAGAGUUUGAAAAGAUGACAAUGGAGAAACAGAAGGACAACCCUAAGUUCUCCUUCCUCUUUGGGGGAGACUACUUCAGCUACUACAAGUGCAAGCUUGCUAUAGAGCAACAGCAGCAUCCCUCUACCCAAGAUGGGGAGGAGUAUAAAUCUGAAGAAAUGUAUAACCCGGGCGCCAAAGACGCGGUUGAUAUCCCUCCAUCGAUGCCAAUGAUUGCUCCGCCUCCGAUUCCUCCGCCUGCCGCGCCCUCUAUGGAUGAGCUCAUCCAACAGAGCCUAUGGAAUCUGCAGCAGCAGGAGCAGCAUAUGCACACACUCAGACAGGAACAAGUGACUGCAGCCAUAUCUCUUGCUAUGGAACAGCAGACCCAAAAACUGCUGCUGGAAACUCAGUUGGACAUCACAGAGUUUGACAACCUCCUGCAGCCCAUUAUAGACACCUGCACCAAAGACGCCAUCUCUGGCGGUAAGAACUGGAUGUUCAACAACGCCAAGUCUCCACUGCACUGUGAACUGAUGACAUCACAUCUUCGCAACCGCAUCAUUGCUGAUGGAGCGCAUUUUGAGCUCCGCCUCCAUCUCAUCUAUUUAACCAAUGACGUUCUCCAUCACUGCCAGCGGAAGCAGCAGAAGGAUUUGUUGGCAGCGCUGCAGAAGGUUGUGGUUCCCAUCUACUGCACCAGCUUUCUGGCUGUAGAGGAAGAGAAACAGCAGAAGAUCACCAGGUUGUUGCAACUGUGGGAGAAGAACGGGUACUUUGAUGAGGAAACCAUUCAGCAGCUCCAGAAUCCAGCACUGGGGCUCGGCCAGUACCAAGCGUCUCUGAUAACAGAGUAUGCUGCGGCGGUGCAGCCGAUCCAGCUGGCCUUCCAGCAGCAGAUUCAGGCUUUGAAGACCCAGCACGAAGAGUUUGUUUCCAGCCUGAAGCAGCAGCCACAGCCUGCCCCUGUAGCGCCGCUAGCUACCUCUGCUGAGCCUGAAAAGGCCCCACCUAUGACCACAAAAGCUGGGGAUGUGAAGCCUCCCAUGUCGGGUCCUCCUCCAGGGGAGUUUGAUGGAGCCUCAUCCAGGCCACAGGACCCCAGCAACCCCAGUGGACCCUCAGAUAUCCCCUCUAACAAACCUGGGUGGUAUGACCCCCAGCACAUAGGCCCCUGGAACCCCAACCAGCCGCCUCCUUUUGACCCAAACCAGCCCCCCCCUCCCUGCCCUCCCUGGAACAGCCAUGAGGGGAUGUGGAAUGACCAGAGGGACCCAGGAAACUGGAGCGGGGGUCCACCCAGAGAAGGAGGCCCCUGGAGCGGUCCAGGUGGGUCUGACCCAGGCCCUCCAUCUUGGAACUCAUAUGACCAGCAGCCACCAUGGGGGAACCAGCCUGACCAGCCUCCAUGGGGCCAGAGGGAGCCCCCAUUUCCUCCACGCAUGCAGAGACCUCCCCAUUUCAGAGGGCCCUUCCCUCCUCACCAGCAGCCACCUCCUUUCAACCAGCCCCCACCACCGCACAGUUUCGGACGCUUCCCGCCACGCUUUAUGCAGGACGACUUCCCCCCCAGACACCACUAUGACCGGCCGCCGUACACCCCACACCGCUUUGACUACGCUCAGGGAGAUUAUCCCGGAGCUGAGUGCAGAGACAUACCAGGUCCUCCCCCCCACCACCAUCCCAGUCAGAGGCUCCCUCCCCCAGGUAUGGGGGCUGAACAUCCUCCCUGGGGUGGAGGCCACCAGCCGGAUUUUGGCCCACCCCCACACGGCUUCAACGGCCAUUCCCCCCACAUGCGUCAUCGGCAGCAUCCAGUCCAGGACGACCCCAGUCUGGUGCCUAACGUACCCUACUUUGACCUGCCAGCUGGUCUAAUGGCUCCUCUGGUCAAACUUGAGGACUGUGAUUACAAACCUCUGGACCCCAAAGAUAUCCGGCUGCCCCCUCCCAUGCCACCCAGCGAUCGCCUGCUAGCUGCUGUGGAAGCUUUCUACAGCCCUCCAUCCCAUGAUCGGCCCAGGAACAGUGAAGGCUGGGAGCAGAACGGCCUGUAUGAGUUCUUCAGGGCCAAGUUUAGAGCCAGGCGGAAAAAGGGACAGGAGAAACGCAACAGUGUCCGUGGAGGCAGUCGCUCCAGGAGUCACAGCAGAGGGCGAUCUUCGUCUCGCUCCAGCUCUCGCUCCUCAAAGUCCUCCAGGUCGCGGUCCCGCUCGUCUCACUCCCACUCCCGCAGCCGCUCUCGCUCCUACUCACGCUCCAGGUCCAGGAGUAGAUCCAGGUCCUCUCGGAGUCGCUCUCGCUCCAGAUCCCGUUCCCAUUCACCCGCCAAGAGACAACAUGGCGCCAAAUCCCAGAGCUCCUCCCCUCCCUCCACAUCAGUGAUUGGUGUCCCUCCCCCCAAACCGAUAUCAGAUAUGAGGCUAGGGGAGGAGAAUAAGGGCCAUCAGCUGCUGAUGAAGAUGGGCUGGAGUGGUUCAGGUGGUUUGGGGGCCAAAGAACAGGGCAUCCAGGACCCCAUCAAAGGAGGAGACAUCAGGGAUAAGUGGGACCAGUAUAAAGGUGUGGGGGUGUCACUGGACGACCCUUACGAGAACUAUCGCAGGAACAAGAGCUACAACUUUGUCGCACGUAUGAAGGCACGGGAGGAAGUCAAUCGUGAACCUACCGAGGCCCCUCCAGCUGAGUGAUGUCAUCAAAUAGCGUCAAACAACUCCUCGUCUCCCCCGUCGCCUCCUCCUCCACCAAGGAUCUGAAUUUCACUGUCAGUUUUCAAUCCAGAAUAGAUCGAUGGAUAGAUGUUCUCUACUGACCACAAAGGGAAAUUAUUUUGAUACUUUUUUUCAUGUAAUUAGUAAUUCUAUGGCAAUGUGAGUCUGUCAUUUUGUUGUAGUAUUAAAAUAUAUCCCACAAAACAAAAAGACGUGAAUAUGAAAUCAGCAUUUUUAUCUCUAGAAACGCAGUUGAUAUAACAUAAAUAAACACAUCUCUGACUAACAAA
Perca fluviatilis (European perch) is the source of this 3205-nucleotide messenger RNA. RefSeq names its product calcium homeostasis endoplasmic reticulum protein (gene cherp). Gene Ontology annotation, cellular component: perinuclear region of cytoplasm. Gene Ontology annotation, biological process: RNA processing; intracellular calcium ion homeostasis. Lineage: Eukaryota; Metazoa; Chordata; Actinopteri; Perciformes; Percidae. Bases 144 to 2894 code for a protein of 916 amino acids. The record is from RefSeq and is a predicted model, not a curated record. Gene Ontology annotation, molecular function: RNA binding. The transcript has 20 exons.